AUGCGGUGCGCGAACAAGGACGCUGAAGAGCGUCUGCACGUCUCUGUGCAGACGCCGAAGCAGAAACCACAGCAACUGAUGUCUCAUCGGUUGCUGAAGCGACUCAGCCUGUGUCACCUGGUGAUGCAGGCGCUCGUCAUGAAGACACUCAUGUCUUCACAGAGUAUGAGCUCGGUGUCUCAUACUCUCCUGAUACGGAAGACGGAUCCGUAUCGACAGCGAUCGAAUCCAAGCCGCCUGCCAAGCGUGGCAUGGAUGAUGCUAUGCGUCGUAGCAUCUGAUGAAUCAGAUGAACCAUCGCCGAAGCGAAGGCGCUCGAGGUCGCGAGACUCGGGCGCUAACAGUGGUGUCGGUUCUCCUAUGGACACCACUUCGCAACGAGGUGCCAGUCCUUCUGUCGGCACAUCGCAGGAAGAGCGGGACCGCAAUGUGUUGCGUCUCGCUCCCGAGACGAAGGCAUGGAUGCCUUCAAAAUCCGUCAUGGAUCACUUGUCGGCGACGACGAGUGAUCGUUAUCGAACACGGUUGUUCGAUUCGUCAAGGAUCCAUCACCUUGACCCCAGUGCGUAG
Molecule: messenger RNA, 570 nt
Organism: Peronospora matthiolae
Lineage: Eukaryota; Oomycota; Peronosporomycetes; Peronosporales; Peronosporaceae
Source: the annotation of a GenBank genome assembly